Danaus plexippus (monarch butterfly) is the source of this 1732-nucleotide messenger RNA. It is a transcript of the gene Hibch, whose product is annotated as 3-hydroxyisobutyryl-CoA hydrolase, mitochondrial. NCBI's taxonomy places the organism in Eukaryota, Metazoa, Arthropoda, Insecta, Lepidoptera, Nymphalidae. Gene Ontology annotation, biological process: L-valine catabolic process. Gene Ontology annotation, cellular component: mitochondrion. Gene Ontology annotation, molecular function: 3-hydroxyisobutyryl-CoA hydrolase activity. The coding region runs from base 226 to 1323 and encodes 365 amino acids. The transcript has 5 exons. The record is from RefSeq and is a predicted model, not a curated record.
GAUUAUUAUUUCAAGGCUGUUUCGGUGUUUGUAGUUCUUUAAAAUUAUUAGCAAUGCAAAAAGUAUAGAUAAGACGAAAUAAAAAACUAUUACAUUAUUUUAAAUGUUUUAAUAAGUGAUAAGUUAUAUUGUAAUUUUAUUCACUUAUUAAGUAAUAUUAAAAAUUUCGCGUUUUUAUAGAAUUUUUAACUUUAUUUCGUAUAAAGAAGGAAGUUUAAGUUCAAAAUGUUUAAGUUAAGAAUCUUACCACAGAAGGCCACUUUACUUAAACGCAUGAUGUCGUCUCAAGAGAAUGAUGUUUUAUUUGAAACUCUCAAUAAUGCUGGAAUUAUAACUUUAAAUAGACCGAAAGCUUUGAAUUCUUUGAACACUUCAAUGGUAUCGAAGUUAUUACCGCAACUUAGCGAGUGGGAGAAUUCUAAACAGUUAGUAAUUAUUAAGGGAGCUGGAGACAAAGCUUUUUGUGCUGGAGGAGACGUGAAGGCAGCUAUUGAUAGAGAGGAAGGACCAAGAUUUUUUUUCACUGAGUAUAACACAAACUACCUCAUAGGAAAAUACAAAAUCCCCUAUAUAGCUAUCAUAAAUGGAAUCACUAUGGGAGGUGGCAUGGGUUUGUCUGUUCAUGGCAGAUACAGAGUGGCCACGGAGAAAACUUUAAUAGCCAUGCCUGAAACUAAGAUAGGGCUUUUCCCUGAUGUAGGAGGAUCUUUCUUCCUUCCCAGAUUACCAGUUAAUUUAGGAUUGUAUUUGGGUUUAACUGGUGAUAGAUUAAAAGGGAAAGAUGUUGUCAAAGCUGGUAUUGCUACUCAUUUCGUGUCCAGUAAGCGUCUCUAUGAGUUAGAAAUGUUGCUGUCCCGAUGCAAGGGUGACAGUGAAGUGCAGUCUUUACUGAACAAGUUCAACGAACCUCCCGAGGAGUUCUCACUGGCACCAAACAUCAAACACAUCAAUUACUGCUUCGCUGCAUCCACUGUCGAGGAGAUUAUAGAAAGACUCGAGAAAGUGCAAAAUGAUUGGUCAAUUAAAACUAUUCAGACCUUACACUCCAUGUGUCCUGGAUCUCUGAAGCUGACGAUGUUGGCCCUUCAGCGUGGUGCUCAGCUUGAACUGCCUCAAUGUCUCCGUAUGGAGUACCGUCUGGCUUGCAGAUCGGUAGAGAAUCACGACUUCCCAGAGGGUGUCCGAGCACUACUUAUAGACAAAGACAACAAGCCUCAAUGGAAUCCAAAGACUUUAUCCGAAGUCAGCGAUGACUACAUUGAAAGUUUCUUCAAGAAGCUUCCAGAAGACAAGGAACUGAAGUUCUUUGAUGCAAAGUUAUAAACUAUCACUGAUUUACAAUGGACAUCACUUAACAGCCUUCUCGGGCUGGUUGACUUAAUUUUCUAAACAAUCUAAACAAGAUCGCCAUAUUAAAAAUGUUUAAGUUUUUUUAAUUUUUCUCUUCGUUUAUAUAUUUGAGGUAAGCUUAAUGAAGUCACAGUAAUUUUAUAAUUGUAAUUGAUAAGGCAAAAUUUAUAUUGUUAUUGUUGGACUGUUUCCUGAAUCAUAUAGAUAUAUAUUUUGUGAAAGUAUUUGUUAGUUGUCAUCGUUGUAGGAAGUUUAUAUAACGUCACUGUCGUGUGAUGGCAUUUAUAUUUACUUUAAGUUUGUACUGUUUUAUAUUAUACCGUGUAAUGGACUAUUGGGAUGUGAACGAGACUGAAAUAAAUGUUACUGAUGAUCAGUUCCU